This is a messenger RNA of Syngnathoides biaculeatus (alligator pipefish), 5808 nucleotides long. RefSeq names its product serine-rich adhesin for platelets-like. The record is from RefSeq and is a predicted model, not a curated record. The transcript is spliced from 3 exons. Lineage: Eukaryota; Metazoa; Chordata; Actinopteri; Syngnathiformes; Syngnathidae. The coding region runs from base 2763 to 5549 and encodes 928 amino acids.
AAAGGAGGGAGCCGGCCGGCUAAUUUCUUGCGCGACGCGUACUCGGGCGCGUCACGUCAGGCGAUCCUGUUCCCGUCCCAGCGCCGGCGGGACAGACAUUUGAAAAUGUCAACAUUUCAUGGGAGACUGCGGAGGGAGGGCCCGAGAGCCUUUGUCAAAAAGUCUUUGAGGGGGACCUCGCGAUUGCAACGAGUCAGCUUGUCCUCGGAGUCCAAGUCCGCAGCGGAGCCGUCGCCGCAAUUGGUUCCCACUUAAACGAGCGUCUAACGUGACCCGUCACGUGUUUCGAAGGUGGGACGGAAGCGAAACCGUCCAACCUCACCAAAGCAGGCGUUCGCUGGAACCUUUCCAACAGACGCUGAGGUCAACGCCGCCGCACGCCUCGCUUACGCAGAAGGGCGCCGGCCGACUCCCUGGGGCGAAUGCCGCGGUGUACCAUUGAAGCCAGAGAACCGGUUGGGGAGCGUCUCGGAGGGAUCCUUUUGGGACAUUCCGCGCCAGUCCGGCAAAGAAAGCCAAACCGUACGGAAACGGACUUGGCCGCCAACGGCGGAGCGUGGGUCACCCCACCUCUUCACUCGCAAUCGCUUCAAACAUUUCAAAAGUAGAAGCGCAAACGACUGUUAUGCAAGCGCUUUGCGGAUCGAAAUUCCGAAUUUCAUAAGAGCGGACGGGAUCCUAUUGGGCCGUCUCCGUCCCGGCCAGCGCCUCUCCCGUCGGGCGCGAAGCGAGACCGUCGGCCGACGUUCGGCCUCCGGUUGCGCUGGGCCGACUUUUGGAGCGAUUAUCGCAGGACGCCUCACCGUCAACCGCUAAGUCAACCGCUGACCCCCUUUGCGCUUUGGCCGUUGCACUGGGCCGACGUGGUCUAAAUGCCGGAAGACUCCGUCCGGAUCCUCGGCCGCAGCGCCCGUUCCCCGUCAAUCGACGACCGUUGUUCAUGCUCGACGCGUGCGCGAGUGUUUGUUUGGUUUCCGCGCUUGGCCCCUAAAGCUGAUUCUGAUGAAAGAACUCGGGACAGAGGAGCCGAAGUUUGAAGCCGCCCACAGCGAGCAAGAAUUUCGGAGCGGACCUAAAAUCAACUUCUGAGGAACACUCGGUGGCAAAGCUUUCAUUUCGAGGACAGCGUCGAGCCCGUUUGUCUGCUUUUCCAAGCCUUCCCUUGCACCCUUCCGUUUCUUCUUCGGGAGGUCCAAACGCCUUCUCUACCGGGUUAGUUCAUGUCCGGUGAUGGACUUGCCCUGUCGAAGACAAACCGACAAAGUCCUUUGUUAUGUUUUUUUUUGUUGUUGUUUUUGUUUUACAUGAUGGAACUUCUCCCGAUGAACGCUUUUCAAUAUUGAACGUGUCGGAUCUUCACCAGCGAAAACCUUCGCAUGUGAAGGAGAAAGCCGAGACGUGAAACGGAAUGCGGCCGAUCAAGCAGGGAACACGUUGCGGAACGAGGAAGCGGGCGAAAAUAAAGCAGCAAACACAAAGGAGAACAACCCGAGCCGUUAGCCUAAUUGGACAAAUCCUUCAGUAGACUCAAACGUUUGCUUUCAAGCGGUCUCUAGGAUUUUUCACUCUGGUUUUAUUUUGUUGGGGCUCCCCCCCUCCUCCUGUUCUGCUCUUUGGUCAAGCAGAAAGAAAGAAAGAAAGAAAGAAAGAAAGAAAGAAAGAAAGAUCUGUUUCUAUUGCAUGCCGGAACAGUUUUGUGGUUUUACUGGGGACUUUUUAAGAUGCCGCUGCGCUUUCUUUACACUCUGACGGCUACUGACUGAGAAUUUGUCGUCCAGCCAAACAGGACAAAGUUUUGAAAGCAGAGUGACAUCAAAAAAACAAAAACAAAAACAAAAAAACAAAACAAAGGAUAGUUCCUAGACAAUGAAAUAGGAAAAGAAGACAACAACAGACCAAAGGCCAGCUGUUAACAAGCUGCGGAAAAUAAAGCAUUGCGUAACUACGACGACGACGACGACGACGGACUUGAGUCUUGAUUGGCUUCGUGGUGCGCAGGACAAUAUCGAAUAGGACAGGACUGCAGAGGACCGGGGUGGCGAAACUGAAGUGUGCUGGCCGUUUACUAUGUCAAUUCCAAAGGACACCGAAGAAAUUCCCAACCAAACACCCCGCGAAUACGUCCCCAGGGCUGCGCGUGGACAGACAUUAGCGAUCGAGUGGCCUGCGACCUGCAAAUCCGCUCGAGGGGCGGGCCCGAGGUCAGGAAUCUCCUCGGCAGCGUGACCUCCGCCGGGCCCCACCGCGGCGCCCCAAGACCGGCCGCCUCGAGGAGGCCACGAGGACCCGGGGCCACCCCGCCCUAAAAAUCGUCCCCAGAUCACCAGUGUACACGUCAUGUUUCUUCUUUGCGGGAGAACGUGAGAUUUUGGUGAUGGGCGACUUGUUUCUAGACCGCCGGGGUCUGUCUGGGAUUAUCGGAGCAAAAGGGUUCAAUUCUGGGUUUGAGUUUUUUGGAAAUCAUCUUCACGCGUGAGGUCUGCAAAAGAUCAACAGUUUUUAACGUGGGGGGAAAAAAACCCAAUCCUUACGGGCCCGCGCAGCAGGCCUUACCCGGAUUCGAACUAAAAGUCUGAAUACGCGCAAAAGCCGGAAAUGGAAAAUGUAGCAAAAUGCGCCCGCAAACAUUUGUACCCGUUUUUAGCUGUCGUCAAAGCGAGUGUAACGAGAUCCGCGAGAGAACGGAACACGGACUUUAUUCAUCGGCUCGGCUAAGGAAACAACCACAUUUGGUGUGAUAGAGCGAGCAGGAAGGCAUCAUCAUGAUCAAAACUUUUGUUUUUCUACUCCUAUUUCUUGGAACAACCACUCAGGUAAUUCAACACCGUAGCAGUGGAAGAAAACUCCUCCAGGUCACAGACACCAGUACCACGAUGGACCCCUCGGCUACCGACGCCUCGGCCAGCGACACCUCGGCCACAGACGCCUCGGCCAGCGACACCUCGGCCACCGACGCCUCGGCCAGCGACACCUCGGCCACAGACGCCUCGGCCAGCGACACCUCGGCCACCGACGCCUCGGCCAGCGACACCUCGGCUACCGGCGCCUCGGCCAGCGACACCUCGGCCACAGACACCUCGGCCAGCGACGCCUCGGCCACCGACGCCUCGGCCAGCGACACCUCGGCUACCGACGCCUCGGCCAGCGACACCUCGGCUACCGACACCUCGGCCAGCGACACCUCGACCGCCGACACCUCGACCGCCGACACCUCGACCGCCGACACCUCGACCGCCGACACCUCGACUGCCGACACCUCAACCGCCGACACCUCGACCGCCGACACCACGACCGCCGACACCUCGGCCACCGACACCUCGACCACCGACACCUCGACCACCGACACCACGACCGCCGACACCACGACCACAGAUGAAACCCCGGUGACUGAAUCGAUACCUGAAGUGGCAGUCCGAAGAUCAGGAGAGACAGCCGUGGCGGCAUCCGCGACCGCUGCAUCGGCGGCAGCGUCGUUGGCAAGCUCAGCUACGGCGGUAACCGCCGCAGUUUCAGGAGGAUCCCCGGAAGCGGAAGCAGCUGCAGAAGAUGCUUCGUCUGCCGCAGAAGAGGCAGCCACUGCUGCGUCCUCUUUUCUACAGGGCUCAAUAAGUGCACCGGCGGCGGCGGCGGCGGCGGCGGCGGACAACGCGGCGGACGCCUCUGAAAUCGCCGCGCAAAGAGCAGCAGAAGCUGCGGCGGGCGCGAGCGGCGACAUGGCCUCGUUCGCGCAAGAACUCUCCGCAGCGGCACAAAAUGCCGCCGUCAUAGCGAGAUCGGCCGCAACAACGUCGGCCUUGGCGGCGGGUGGAGUUUCUGCCGAGAACGCGACAGAUGUCAUCGACGCUGCAAGAAGAGCAAACGAAGAGGCCGAGAUGGCCGCUCAAGGGCUCCGAGUUUUGCUCAAUUCCGAAGAUCUACCGCCAGACGUCGAGGCCAGCGUGAUGGAAGCCAUACGGGCGGCUGAGAGCUCAGCCGAGUUGGCGGAACAAACGGCCGCUCAGGCUCAAGACGCUCUCGACACGGCGGCUCAAGCUGCGGCGGCGGCGGCGGGACCGACUUCAGGAGAAGCGGAGGCUGAGCUUGCUGGCGAAUUAGCUAUUGCACAAGUCCAAAAUGCGGCACAAAGCGCGAAUGCAGCUGCGGCGAUGGCAGCAGACGCGGCGGGAGCGCCCUCGGCAGAUGUCCAAGCUUCAAGAGCGGCCUCCCUCGCGGGCGUGAUAACCUCGUUCACGGCUUCAGUGGGGGAAGUCGCGGGAGUCGAUCGUGACCUCACCGACGCCGCCUUGGAUAGCGCGACCGCGGCAAACGAGGCGGCUUUGUUAGUUGCAAAUGGAGAGGCGGAGCCGCAGGUGGCUCGAGAUGCCGCGGCCAGAGCGGCCGAGGCGGCGGAAGCGGUGGCAACCGCGGCGCAAAACGCGUCGCCAGAGGGGCUCGGUGAGGAUUUGGCACAGAUCUCAUCCGACGCGGCGGCUUUAGCCACACAAGCGGCCACGGCAGGAUCGGAGGAAUUUUCUUCCGUUGCGGAAGAAUUUGCGACACUAUCAAGGAACGCUUCAGAACUAUUCGCCAGUCAGGCGCCAUCCACGCUAACAGCCGAGAUGGCUGCAGCCCUUCAGGAAGCAGAAGAGGUCGCCUUGCUAGCAGAAGCCGCUGCAGUCAUAGCAGGAACCGCGGACGAUCCCGAAGGCGCGCAAGCGUUAGCGAGGUCCGCAAUGGCGACAACAGGAGCAGCGAGGGAGAUGAUGGAAAACCUUCCCGAAGAAGGCGCACUAACCUUGGCACAAAGGUCACUAGCGGCCAGUUUGACGGCCUCAGCCGCGGCAGUAACCGCCACCACCGCGGCCGCGGCGGCCGCCGUCGGCGCCGGAACGGCGGCCGGGACCGCGUUGACCGCCGCAGAGGGAGCGGCGGACGCCGCCACAUCCCUGAGCAACGAUGACGAUUCCAGUAGCGUCGGCGCGACGGUGGAUGCCGGACUGGCGGCGUCCCGCGAAGCCAACAACGCAGCCGACGCAGCCGUGACGGCGUCGCAGUCCGGAUCGGCCGGCGACGUGCAGAUCGCGAGCCUGGCGAUGGAGGCGGCCGGACUCGCUUCCAGGCUAACGGGAGCGGCGCAAAGCGUGGCCUCCGACGCGGCGACGGCGCAAACCCUGAUGGAUGCCUCCCAAGUGGCCACAGAGGUCAACGCCGACUUGCUAGAUUUGGUGGCCAGUCUGCGAGACUUGCUGGAAGAUGAAUCGCAGGAAGACUUUGGGGAGCUCGUGGAUCAGCUGGGGAUCCUGAGCGCGGCGUCCACUGCGCAGGUGGCCACCGACACUACCAGACAGGUCGCGGAUCUCGCCGUGAGGACCAACACGCCGGGCCAGUCCUUCGUCGCCGACACAGCCGCGAUGCAAACUCUGGCGACGGUGGCGGCUUCCAGCGCAAACAUCGCGGUGAGGGCGGCAAACGCGUCGCUGGCCACGGCCACGCAAACAAACGGGGCCGAGGUCCGGAUGCUCUCCUUCUCCGCCGCGCUCGGCGCCGCCGUGCUGGCGCUGAGAUUGUGAAGCGCGCUUUAAAUCGAGGACUUGUGAAUUGAACAGACGCGUGUAUUUAUCCUUGUAUUAUAGUCUUUGUCGAAUGUCCCACCGGCAAAAGGAAAACAAUGACGGCGUGAAUUGCUUUGACGUCAGACGAAAUCCGAACUCAACGAGCCGUGGAUUUGACCGCCCUCACGCGCUUCUCAAGGAGGAAAUGACCGCGCGGGGCCGCAAAUCCUCCUCGCCGAAUUGACGGAUGAAUGCUUGUCUUCAUUUUUCCGGUUGC